Molecule: messenger RNA, 4709 nt
Organism: Neocloeon triangulifer
Lineage: Eukaryota; Metazoa; Arthropoda; Insecta; Ephemeroptera; Baetidae
Exons: 8
Coding region: 2346-4709 (787 amino acids)
Source: RefSeq, a predicted model, not a curated record
CCUAUUCUAUGACCUUCGUUUCAAUAGUUAAGAUCCAUUUAUUUUUAUAUUUAUUUAUUAUUAUUUUUUGAGAUCUCAUUAUUGCCCCCCAAAAAACCUGAAGUUUUCCACUUUUGAGCACGGUUGGGUGGUAAACAAAACAAAGAGCAAACACGCUCGGCGCAAAAGUUUCGAGUGCGCGCCGUUCCAAAAUCGGGUCGUCAUGGAUUGGGAAGGUGAGCACGGGGGAGUAUUUAGCAUGAUCCCCGCGAGCCCCGAAUAUUGACGUGUCUUGACAUCUGGCACACGCAGGCGGUGCUGCCACCUGAGGCCCGCGCCGCCCACCAGCCGCCUGCAUCGCAAGGGCUGCACUUCCGGACGGAAGUUCCGAAUUUCCGUCCACGGAGGAAAUUUUGCCGAUUUUCAACAAAAUUCGUCGGACGAAAAACGAGACGGGAGAAAAUAAAAAAAAAAUCUUUGCUCUCGCGCGCGCUCAGCUCACUUUUUCCCGGUUGAUAUUAUUUUUGCAGUGUGUUUUUUGUACUUUUUGCAUGCUGGCGUUGCCAUGGCUACUGGAUGGAGCUCUCGGUGCUCCUCUCCAGGCUUCUCUCUCCGGUGCCCUUUAAACAGUUGGUUAAAGCCGAUGGACGGAUAUGCAGCGCGGUAUUAUUAUGCGAAUGCAUCAGACGUCGGUCCAGUCAGGUGCACCCGAUCGCGCCGCCGUCUCGCCCGCCGUCCACAGCAAACUUUUCAUUUUUAUUUUAAUCCCUCCGGUUGACGCCAAGUCAAAGAAAGGUCAAUGAAAGCAAGCGGUUGAUUGAUCAACAAUAAUUUCAAACUUGGAUGCAUUUAUGGCGGUGACUUUGCUCUGCAAUAAUUACUUAUUGAAUAUAAAUUGCUUUCGUCCUGUCACGUUCGAAAUAGACAAUUAAUAUUGUAGGUUUCGUCUGAAUAUUUAUUCAGUUUUUAUAAGAAAAAUUAUAGUGCUUAGUAAAAAAUUUAGUAAACAAGAGCACAAAAUUUUAAAAUUUGAAAAAAAAAAUUAACUGAUUUGUUCCAAAGCUAUAUAUUUAUAUCAAAAAUUAUAUUAUGGAAAUUUAGCACUUUUUGCAGUAUUUUGAUUAUUAUCACAAAUCUUUUCGGUGAUUUGUUGAAUUUAAAGUAAGCUUUUCCUUGAUGGGUUUUGUGAGUUGUGUAUGAUUUAAGAAAAACAAUAUCCUGCUCCAAUAAACAACUAACAAAACCCAUCGAGGAAAAGCUUACUUUAAAUUCAAAUCAACAUGAAUCAUCCCUCAAUCGUGGAAUUCUACUAAAAAAUCUUCUUGGCCAAUUUAUUUUCAAAACCUCUUGGAAUUGGUGCAAAUAUUUAUAAAACUUAUUUUUCAGUGAAGUUGCAAAUUAUCAAAUCAAAUUGAAAAAUAUACCCUUUAGCUGAGGUAAUUAUAUAUAAAUGAAAUAACUAAUGCAACUCUCUGGUCUCUUGUUUGCCUAAAAUUCAAAUUUCUACCAAUCGCAAAGAGCACAAUUGUAACUUUUUCGAAAGAUUUUCCCAACUUACGUUUUUAACUAUUAUUAAUUCAUAAAUGAGUUUGAAUAGUUUCAUUGUAGUAUACUAAAUAAUAUACUUUAAAAAAAUUAUGGUUCAAAAUCAGGAUUUUUAUAAAUUUCUUUUAUCUUCCCAAAUUUGUUUGCGUAAAAAAAACUUAGUAGGGCGAAAAGCAUUUUUGUACUAAAUCCGCAAUAGUCCAACUCAGUCCAACUCACAAGGAAACCCUUUCAACACGCAAAAAAAAGUUAACGAUUUUUUUACACCAAUCGACUCUCCGCGCUGCCCUGAUGAUCCAAAAAAAUUAUUUUCGGCCGAUCUUAAACGGCCGCUUCGGUAGAGCGGCCGAAAGUUGGCGUUUUUCAACUUAUGCAGGCCCGCUUCACUUGCUGUGGAGCUCGACGCUUUGCAAUCUUUUCUCGCAGCGAGCACGCACCGACCAGUUCGGCAAGCACACCGCCGGCGGCUCGCUCGCCACUCCACUGCGGUGCAUACUUGCUGCGCUCUGCACUAAUCGGCUAUUAAAAAAUAUUUCCAACAUUCUAAUAUAGUUUUAUUUCAUGUGUUAAUAAAAUGAAAAAAUCUCAACUUGAAAAUUUUAAACAAAUUCGAAAAUAAUAAUAAUCUUCUUAUGCAAUGUUUAAUAUUUUGUUUCCAAAUAAAAAAUUACAUAUGCUAUGGAUUGCUUUGUUAUUGAAUAAUUAUAUAAUAAAUAUAUAUUUUUGCUGUUGCUAAUCUCACUAGGUUAGCGGGUCGAAUGAAAAAAAAUUAUCAAAAUAAAAAUGUGUAGACUGUGCGCUGGGUUCAUUCCAGGUGAGGAAUGGAAGAUAUUUGGAGUAAUUUCAUUCAUCGUUUAUUACAAUUUAAAGUAUGCAAAAAAUUUCUUUCAAUUGAGGGAGCAAAAAUUGCAUUGUUAUUCGACUGCAGGCAUCAGUGUGCAUAUGAAACCUGCACCAUGAACUUCGUUUGUGUAAACUCUGUACUUGCAGAGCUUUUAUUGAUUUGCAAAUUUGAUUCAUCGGAUAAAGGUGUGCCUAACGAUCGCGAAAUCAGUCUAGCCGUUCUGCUAUCAGAACUACUUUUGCAAGCAUCCAUCCUGGAAACGGAUAAAUUCUUCCAAUACCUUUGUAUUUUGAAUGGCGUGAAAGAUUUUUCGUCUCACAAUCAACAUCAAGAGCUCCAUGAGAAUUACGAGCCGCCUGGAAAUGAAUGUGCGACAGUUGCGGUUACUCACAACCAGAAAACUUUCCACUUCGAGCGCAAUGAACGCAAUUUCAGGAGACAGCUGUUCCCUUCUUCUUUUGAUGAAAAUUAUUUUGAAUGCAGGCUCUCACCAGAACCAACAAACAAAGAAGCUGAAGUGACGUUGCAAGAGGGUGAAGAGACCAGCAUGGAAGAUGAGAAAUUCCAAAAUAAUGUUGAUACGUCUGCUGCCAACUCUGAAGGCACGAUCUUACAAGAAUUGGCAAAUAAAGAAAAUGAAAUGACCUUGAAAGAAAAUGAAGAGACCAACAUAGAAGAAUUGCAAUUGGAAAAUGCAAGGACAUCUGCAGAAGAUUCCAAUUGUAGCAACAAAGUAGUGACAUCAACAGGCUUGGCUGAAAUUGAGAAUAUAAGGAAGAAAAGGACGGUUUUUACAAGAGCAGUCGCACAUGAAGUUGACAUUCAUGACCAAAAUGCCUCAAACUGUCUUGACGAAGAGUCAAUUGAGUCUGAUGCUUUGACAGACGUUGAGAGCGAUUGCGAUGAAUGUGAGCUUGAUUUUUUGAUUGGUGUCGAGGAGAGCGACUUGCCAAAACAGCAACCUCAACGGCACGUCCUAAGCUAUUCCUUAAAAAAGGAAAUUGUUGCUCAUUGGCAGUAUGAGGAUAAGUGUGCUGAAGAGAAAUAUGGACCAAGGCGUGGAACAACUCGAAAAUUGUCAUCCAUGCAAAAAAAGUAUCCCAAUGCAAAACUAUGUAUUAGAAAAUUGUACCAAUGGCGCACUGAUAUCAAUGAGGGAGUAAUGUUGAAAUCUCAUAUAAAAGACAUUGAAUCAGACGUCUACGCCAAAUUUCUCGAGUUUCGAGGAGAUUUGAAAAUCAUCAAAGGCAGACAUUUAAGGCAGUGGGCAAUUGAAUCUGCCACUUUGAAACAUGGCUUAUCCACGAAAGACUUUUGUGCCUCACCAACUUGGUUAGAGAACUUUAAACGCCGUUUUAAAGUUGGAGGAAGAAAAAUCAACAAAUAUGUGACGAGAAAAUCAGUCAGGGAAAAAGAUGAUAUUCUGAAAAGCGCAACAGAUUUUGUUGAAAAUGAAAAAGGCGAGGUCAUUCGGGUAGGAAGGGCUUGUUUCGGCAAUCUAGACCAUGUCGGGAUCAAUAGGGAGAUGCACUCUGCGCGCACUUUAGCAAUAAUAGGCGAACGAACGAUUGAAAAGUGUAUUCAAAGCUCAAAUAGUAUGACUCACUCUUGGACGCUUGUUCCUGCUUGUGAUGCAAGUGGUCGGCUAUGGGAACCAGCUUAUUUAAUUUUGAAAGAAGACGGUGGUAAAUUCGGAGUAAGAGUGCAAGAAACUGUCCUUCGGCCCGAAAAUUUGUUUGUAACUUGCUCAUCAAGUGGUAAAAUGUUGGGGUCACAAGUGGAGGAACUUUUUACAAAUUGCAUUUUCCCAAAUGUGAAGGGGAAAACUGCGCGAUUUUUGAUUGACCACUGGUGUGGCUGGAAAAAGAAGGUAAACGAACUAUGCAAAAUAGCAAAAGAAAAGUUUGGGCUAAAUGUGACAAUAGGACUCAUUCCAGAAGGCACUACUGGAAAAAUCCAACCUUUGGAUGUUAAUGUUAAUGGUCCGUUUAAAAAGCUUCUACGUACUAUUGAGGAUGAAAUACUUAUGCAUAGUAUUCCCUUUCCCAUCCAAACCCGAAAUAACGGCAUAAAGUUGAUUUCGUUCACGUAUCACCAGCUUUGCUCACCCCGAUUCGAGUCGAUGAUAACCUAUGCAUUUUUUAAGCCUGGCUACAUAAGUGAAAGAGGCCCAAAAUACUUGACCCCAGUUCAGUACUGCUUCGCACUUUCAACCAAAACCACGUGCGAAAUUCCUUUGUGCCAAAGUAAAAAGUUCAUUGUGUGCGCUUGGUGCACUUCAAACUUGUGUUUUCAGCAUUCCAUAGAAUGCCUUCACAUGUGUGACAAUUAUUUGCCGUGA